CCGCAUCAGCACCACUGCGGCCGCAGCGCCAUCUUGUUCUUCUGGCGGGGAAGAAGCGGCAGCGGCAGCGGCGAUGGAGCGGCGCUGAAGCGGCAGAGCAGCAGCGACUAACCGGCCUGACGCCUCCCCCUCCCUUCCCCUUUUCCCCCGUGCUGAGAAAGUGCCGAGACGAUGUUUUAUGCUCACUUUGUCCUCAGCAAACGUGGGCCGCUGGCCAAAAUCUGGCUGGCGGCCCACUGGGACAAGAAGCUGACCAAGGCCCACGUGUUUGAGUGCAAUCUGGAGAGCAGCGUGGAGAGCAUCAUCUCACCCAAGGUAAAAAUGGCCUUACGAACAUCGGGACAUCUGCUGCUGGGGGUGGUGAGGAUCUACCACAGGAAGGCCAAGUAUCUACUGGCAGAUUGCAACGAGGCUUUCAUUAAGAUUAAGAUGGCAUUUCGACCAGGUGUGGUGGAUCUUCCCGAGGAGAACAGAGAGGCAGCUUACAACGCCAUCACGCUACCGGAGGAGUUCCACGACUUUGACCAGCCGCUGCCAGACUUAGAUGAUAUCGAUGUGGCUCAUCAGUUCAACCUGAACCAGAGCAGAGUGGAGGAGAUCACCAUGAGAGAGGAGGUCGGGAAUCUCAACUUACUGCAGGACAAUGACUUUGCUGACUUCGGGAUGGAUGACCGGGAGAUGAUGCGGGAGGAGAGUGCGUUUGAAGUGGACCUGAUGGGGGCGUCAGCCUCCAACCUGCUGCUGGAGGUGGAGGGGGGGGCUAAUGAGAUAGCUGAAAAGGCCAACCACCUGGAGUAUGACGACCAGUACAAAGACGACUUCGGAGACAACCCAAUGGAGAGCAACGAGGGGGGGAUGCUGGUAGACAAACUGCUGAGUAAUGAGGAUGGCGGUGGCAUCUUUGACGACCCUCCUCCCAUCGCAGAGAGUGUGAUGAUGCCCCAGGAACAUGGAGAAGAGGAGGAUGAGUUUGAUGCUCUCUCAGCGGGAGCUCCGGACAGUCCUGACUCGGCCCCGACGGAGCCUCUUCCCGCCAUGACGGACCAGACGGAGCAAACUCCGCUCGUCCACAACGAGGAGGAAACCUUCGCCCUGGAGCCCAUCGACAUCACAGUGAAGGAGACAAAGGCCAAACGUAAGAGGAAGCUGAUUGUCGACAGCGUAAAGGAGCUGGAUAGUAAAACUAUCCGUGCACAACUCUCUGACUACUCCGACAUCGUCACCACUCUGGAUCUGGCUCCUCCUACCAAGAAACUCAUGAUGUGGAAGGAGACGGGGGGAGUGGAGAAGCUCUUCUCCCUCCCGGCUCAGCCGCUCUGGAACGCCAGGCUGUUGAAGAUGUUUACCAGAUGUCUGACACCACUGGUACCAGACGAGCUGAGGAAGAGGAGGAAAGGCGGAGAGGCCGACAGUCUAGAUGAGUUCCUCAAAGAUCUGGAGAACCCAGAGGUGCCGCGAGAGGAAACCACAGGCCCCCAGCAGAUUAUAGACCAGACCAUCAUGGAAGAGGCCAGUGCUCUGCAGACUUCAGCCGUGGAAGGGAGUCGGACAACGCUGGACGAGUCGGUCAUGCCGCCGCCGUCUUCCCAACGAGGCCUGAAGCGUAAAUCCCAGGACACGGAGCCAGCCCUGCCCAUGGGUGCACUGGAUGAACAACAGCCGCAGCAGCAGCAGCAGCAGCAGCAGGGAUCCAAAGCUGCCCUGGUCUCCCAGCCGCUGGAGGCGUCCACCGUGAGUCUGCCCCCAGAGGAAACCACCCACAUCAGCCAGCUCAUAGAGCUGGACCUGCUGGCCGACAAGGACAAGAAGAAGAAUGAGGAUGACUCUGAUGAAGAGGAGGAGGAGCCACAGGGAGGAGACCAGGACCAGGAGGAGAGGAGGUGGAACAAAAGAACCCAGCAGAUGCUUCAUGGUCUGCAGAGGGUGAUGGCCAAAACAGGCACCCAGUCCGUCAGCCUGCUGGAUCUGUGCAGGAACAACAACAGGAAGCAGGCGGCGGCCAAAUUCUACAGUUUCCUGGUUCUGAAGAAGCAACAGGCGGUGGAGCUGGUCCAGGAGGAGCCUUACAGCGACAUCGUAGCCACACCAGGGCCUCGCUUCCACAUCAUCUGAAACACUCUGCUCUGCUCUGGGGGGACGGGGGACAAACAUGAGGAGGUUUUCUACAUCAAAACAUUAAAGGGGACCUAUUAUGAAAAACACUUUUUUUCUUGCUUUAACAUAUAUAAAGUGGUCUCCCCUCAACCUGCCAACUCAGAGAAGGAGGAACGCAACCAAAUUCUGCAGUGUCUGUACAGCCGCCCGGAUGAGCCGUCCAGUGUGAUGUGGAUCUACGAGCCAAUAAGAUUCUGCUCCCGUCGUUACGUAACUAAAAUGCAAACUACGCCCACAACUAAACACCGUGUAACUGCAUGAGCGUCCAACUAUCGUAGCACUGCGUGACAUCGUCUCUCUGUCCAUCUCCCUCCAGCAGCUGCCACUUUAUUGAGGUUUUUGUAGUGAAAUGAGGAGGAAUCAUAGAGAUAACUUCUCAUUUCAACUAACUGGAUCAGCCGUUCCUCAUCCAUGACCGUUUCAUACAGCGCUUUUAACCGGCUUCCAACGUGAGCGGCAGGAAGAAAAUAGAAGCAGGGCGUCCGACAAAUGUUCAGCUCAAAACGGCGCUGCGUCGCGCUGCGCUGCGUCGCGCUGCGCUGCGUCGCGCUGCGCUGCAGCCAGUUAGGACAGUCCAAUAGAAAAUAAAGCAAACAGAUGGAUGGAAUUGAUUUUGUCGCUGACGCUCGCUCGCAUCGCAUGCAGUUAGGACACGGUGUAAAGGCUGAUUUAUGGUUCCGCCUUAAAUCCACGCAGAGCCAACACCGUACUCUACGGCGUAGGCUCUGCGUUGAUUUAACGCGGAACCAUAAAUCAGCCUCAACUCCGCCGGCCGGAGCUUCUGCCAUUUUUCCGUAGCGGUGUAUUGCGUCAUUCAGGCAGCCAAUCAGCACAGAGCCUCAUUAUCAUAGCCCCGCCCACUCAGAAUCCCGCAUAGAUAAUGAGGUUAGAGAAUGGGAAGAUAAAGACAUGGUUUAGAGGCUGAAUUUCUAAUUUAUUUAGCAAAAACAAUCAAAAGCUUGUUUUUAAGACAUUCAAGGCCUGUUUAAAAUAGGUAUCAGAUGCCAUAAUAGGUUUCCUUUAAGCACAAAAAGAAACCUUUUGUUGGAUCAUUUAUUUACUUAAUGUAAAUGUUACAAUAAAAGGUGCAGUUCUAUCAUUAGCAUGAAACAGUUAAGUAUCGUGACUUUUGUACACAGGCUGCAAAAAAAGGUAUUGCCAAAUACAACAGAAAUAGGAUACAGCUUAGAGAAAAUAGCUUGGGCCUAGGGGGUGAUGAGAGCAUGAGCUGUCUGCCCAACAUGCAUGCUAUCUUGUGCACCUUGUCCAGAAACAGCCUUUUUUAACCGUUCAAAAUGAUUAUAUAUCUGUUAUACAUAUUUAGAUCGUCCUUAUCGUAUCUUUUAUGUAUGAGAUUGAUCACUUAGUUACAUCAGGGCAACAACAUGGUGAGGCAUAGUCCUAAUCAUUUAAUGGUUUAAUGGUACUUUGUUGCUUAUUUACUAUUGACAUAUACAGAAUUAUGAAACUUAAUACAAUUAAACAUUUUUAUUUGAAAGCAGAUUUGAUUACUAUUCUACAGAAUGAUGUGUUAGUAAAUUGAGUCUGGGUAGAAAAUAUUACAGGUCAUGAAGAGCAAAUGGGGAGAUCAUUAAGUCACUGUGUCCACAUUUCUCCUCCUUGUGUAUCUAAUUCUGUAGAACUUUACUGUUUUUGAUACCCAUGUAACUGCACAGCUGCAAUGUCUGAGAGUAUUUUAAACUAUGUGCCUGUAAACUUGUUGUAAAUGAGCAAAGACAAAUCAUUUCAAUUGUAAAGAUGUUGUCUCAGAGUAAUUUUAGUCCAGUUCUUGUAAGUUGUUUUUUUAAAUA
Messenger RNA from Cololabis saira (Pacific saury), 3965 nucleotides. RefSeq names its product RAD21 cohesin complex component b (gene rad21b). The record is from RefSeq and is a predicted model, not a curated record. Gene Ontology annotation, biological process: mitotic sister chromatid cohesion; synaptonemal complex assembly; replication-born double-strand break repair via sister chromatid exchange. Lineage: Eukaryota; Metazoa; Chordata; Actinopteri; Beloniformes; Belonidae. Gene Ontology annotation, cellular component: synaptonemal complex; cohesin complex. The transcript has 14 exons. Gene Ontology annotation, molecular function: chromatin binding; protein binding. Bases 172 to 2112 code for a protein of 646 amino acids.